Molecule: messenger RNA, 1100 nt
Organism: Salvia hispanica
Lineage: Eukaryota; Viridiplantae; Streptophyta; Magnoliopsida; Lamiales; Lamiaceae
Product: ACD11 homolog protein-like
Biological process (GO): intermembrane lipid transfer; ceramide transport
Cellular component (GO): membrane; cytosol; cytoplasm
Molecular function (GO): ceramide 1-phosphate transfer activity; ceramide 1-phosphate binding
Source: RefSeq, a predicted model, not a curated record
AAAGAUGAAGGUCGGUCAUAUAACUACUUUUGGCGCGAAUAUGCAAAAUACCCACUCAAUACCCGAAUCUCAUCAGUCGUCAAAUCAAACGCGCCUCUGUGAAUCAUCAUUUCCACAAAUUCACGCCUUUCUGUAGUCGGCCUAAUUUUAUUACACAGUAACGCAUCAAUCUCCCCAGACGACAAGCCAUGCCUCCCCUCAAAUUCCAAUCUUUUUUCUCAACAACUGAUAGAGAGAUUCCGAUUUCAGGAAUUCCGAUUUCUUCGGAUGAAUCUUACCAAAAAACAGAUUUGACGCCGCUUGCGGCAGUGGUGGAUGCGUUUGAGCAAAUUUCGGCGGUGCUCAAGGCGAAGGGGCUUCAUCACGAUCUCGAUUUGAAAACGUUCUGCGAUGCGUGCUCUCUCGUGUCGGUGCUAUUUGGGUGUUUAGGCAUCGCGUUCAAAUUUGCUGAGAUGGAGUAUGUUUCCAAGGUAAAUGAUCUCGCGGAAGCAUCACUAAGAUAUAGAACAUUGAAUAGCGUACUUGAUUACGACACACAACAUAACUCAGUCAGGACUCAAGGGAGUCUUUCGCGUAAUUUGCGUAGAGUCAGGCAGGGCCUUGAUCUCAUUAGAGCUCUGUUCCAAAACUUUUUGUCUUCAAAUGAUUAUUGCUUGAAAGAUGCUGCCUCAGCUGCUUAUGCAAAAACAUGUGCCCCUUAUCACUCUUGGGCGGUGAAGACUGCUGCUUAUGCUGGUAUGUAUGCGCUGCCAACGAGGGAUCAGUUGCUAGUGAAGCUAAAUGAAACCGAGAACUCUGCUGAGAAGGAAAUGAUCAGAUACAUAAAUGCCUCGCUUCCAGUCAUCGAGUACAUUGAUAAUCUGUACAUUUCGAGACGUAUCAGCUUGGAUUGGUAAGCUUGUUCCAGUGGAGAUCCCCAGUCACUCCAGAUUUGAAUUGUGGAUAUAAAAUCUAAGCUUUAGGCUCUAGUACAUGAAUACCUCAAGGAGAUAUGACUACUUAUGCUUUUAUUUAUGGUCUCAAGAAUUCCAAGCAAAUUGAACUUUGCUGUAUAACGAUCACUUUGUGGCUUAAUAUAUCUAGUGCUAAUUUGAAAGUUA